ACCCAUGAUGCAGCGCGCGCCUGUGGAGCGGGCCGCCAUGUUUGUGUAUGGCUUCAGCUCCGUCUUCACAUAAAUCCACUCAGAAACACUUCGGGUCCCUCAGGAGAGAAAAAAUAAACACUCCGGAAGCAUCCGGAAUGCACUUAUCCACAUUUUAAAGGAAAUAAACAGAAGACACCCGCCGUCCUGUGUGAUGGCCGCCAGUCCCCGAGAUGAGGAGUUUGAUGAGUAUGAUAAACCAGGAGCUGAGAGAUCGAGGAGGCGAAGAGGAGGAGAAGAGGAAGAUGAUCUGGACAGUGAUUUGGAAGGCGACCUGCUGGAGGAGGACUGGCUUUCAUCCAAGAAGAAUCCGUCCGAGCUGUCAGACGAAGAGCUCAAUGAUGAUCUGCUGCAGAGUGACGAGGAAGACCAGGACACCAGUGUGCAGGGUGCAGCAGUGAGCCUGAACGCUACCUCAGGGCUCGGCGAUUCCUACCUGCUCCAGGAAGGAGACGAAUACGCAGAUGGGGAGUAUGGGGUGACAGCGGAGGGGGAGGAGGAGUACAGGGCUGAAGAGUAUGGAGGUGAAGAGGGAGUGGAGUACAACACAGCAGGAAACGAAGACGAGGUGCUGGACCUGCAGAUCGACGAGCCGCUGGAUGACGAAUUUCAAGUCGAGGACUACGGAGCCGAGCCACAGGAAGUGCAGCUUGGCCAACAGGAAGUGACCGAGGCGGAGAUGGAGGAGCCUGAGGAGGAAGUGGAAAACGUCUCUCAGGUUACGGAAACGGAGGAGGUGGAGCCCGAAGCUGAACACGAGGCUGAGAUGAAGGAGGAAUCAGACGAAGACGAGGAAGACGACGAAGAAUCCGAGCGGUUGCGUUUUAAAACCGAGCGCAAGGACAGCACCGUCGUCCGACUGUCCGACACCACCAGCAAACGCCGGAACAUUCCGGAAACCCUGGAACUGACCGAAGAGGCCAAAGCAGACCUGCUGGAGUUCGAGGAGAAGGAACGUCAGAGAAAACAUGGCCGCUUCUGUGGACGAGGUAGAGGAGGAGGAGGUGGAGGAGGAGGAAGAGGAGGGCCUCACAUGUUCGGGAUGGGAGGGUUCCGUAAAGAUGCAGGAGGACGAGGCAGGAUGAACGAAUCCAGACCUCCGCUGAUGCCAGGGCCCAGAAUGAUUUCCCCUCAGUCCCAUCGUCCACAGCCCCGUCCCUCCGUCCCCUCGCGUGGAGGUCCCGGUCUUUUCCCCCCGCCGCUCAUCCCGAUCCCCCAGCAGCCUCUGCAGUCCCUGAUUCCUCUGCGCUCGUCGGCGCCGCACCAGAGGCCGCAGCCGGAACCGCACCCACAGCGCCCUCACGGACACACGCAUCCACACACACACUCCAACCAGCAGCAGCAGCAGCAGCAGCCAAAGAACAUUCACAUCAACCCGCAUUUCAGGGGGCCGUCUCCCUCCUCACCUGCGCAGGUUCCGAUGAUAUCGCCUCCCCCGAAUCAGCCCAGGCCCAACCUCGGCCCUCAGAGAUUCCCGGGCCCUGUGGAUUUCCAGCAGCACCUUCAGAAUAGUUUCCUUCAGCCUCAGAGACCGCCACCGCCUCAGGAGCAGUGGAGAGGGCCGCCGCCGACUCACCAGGAGAGGGAGCUGUUCUUCAACAACGAGCCCCGUUUUCCAGCUCAGCCCCUGUUCGAUCUCCCAGGCCCCGCCCCUUUGUUGAACAACAAUCUCCUUCCUCUGUCGUUCCCCCAGCCGGGGUUUUGCUCCCCGGGCGGUGGAAUGUUCCAGAGAGACCUUCCUCCUCCUCGCCACAAUUUGGCUCCUCCUCGCCACAAUUUGGCUCCUCCUCGCAACAAUUUGGCUCCUCCUCGCAACAAUUUGGCUCCACCUCACCCGGCUUCUGCCCCGCCUUCACCCCGAAGCUUCAUGGGGCACAGGCAGCCUUUUCCUCCACAGCAGCACAACGCCCCCUUCAGUCCUCAGCACAUGCCGUUUGGCAUGCAGAGCCUAAUGCAGCCACACCCUCAGCCGCAGCACCAUGACCCUCCCCCACAUCCACAUCAUCACCCAAUGCAGCAGCAGCAGCAGCACAGACAGGAAGUUCCUCCUCUGCCUCAUCACCAGCACCAGCACCAGCAUCAGCACCAGGGUCAGCCUGCCGAGCAGCAUCCCAUCAUGCACAUUUCUCAUUCACCCUUCCGUCAGCCCAUUCUGAGCGGACCCAGACAGAUGAAGCCCCGCCCACAAAACAACAUGGGGCGCUUACGAAUGGGCUCUCCUCUGUCCCUGCAGCAAAUCCAGAACAUCCCUCAGCGCAACAGUAACCUGCGCGAGCUUCCCAUCGCUCCCGGCAACAACCACCCCGUUCGCUCCCCUCAGCCCAGGCCCUUCAACAAGGCAGCUCAGAAUGCCAGGCCUGGGGAGGGGCCAGGGGGAGGAGCCUUUGGGCAAGGGAGGGGUCUCGCUAAAGCUACCCCGCCUCCAGGAGCUUUAGUGCCAAAGAAUGAAAUGCCAGCGGCACAGACGGGCACACGCGUCCAAAAAACCCCGACACGCACACACACACUCGCCCUGCACAGGUACACCCACUCUCACACACCUGCACAGAACGAGGAUGAGGAUGAGGAGACGCGUCAGUACCGCCUGAAGAUUGAGGAGCAGAAGCGACUGCGUGAGGAAAUCCUUAAGCAUAAAGAACUGCGCAGGCAGGUACAGGCCGGCGCGCGCAAAAAGGAGCUGCUGGAACGCCUCGGAGGCCAAGCACCACCCCAAACACCACCCCAAACACCCCCUAAACAGACUCAAACCACACCGACUCAACCUCAACCUACCCCUACGCCCCCGACAGUCACCCCUAACGGUGUUAAAACCCGCCUACAGAACCCCAGUGUCGAGCAAAAGCAGCAGGUGCAGAACCCGCAGAGACUCGUUCCACAGCUCCAGAAACCCAGCGCUGAUGUCAAGGGGCCUCCAGAGGAGAAGAACAUCACACCGAAGCAGACACAAGCGAACGCCGCGAGGAAGAGGACGGUCAUGCAGCGCGCCGUCCCCGGCUCGCCUCAGAUCCCGCAGAAAGUGCGAGUUGUUAAGUGUCUAACAGGCGGGGAUGAAGCUCCGCCCCUCCAGAAUCAGCCGCAGCAGCAGUUGAUCGGUCGAGCAGCUCCGCAGCAGAGACUUGGUGCCGUCAGGAAGGUCACCGUGGCAACAGAAGACCCUCAACCAUCAACUCAACAGCCACCACCACAGCCACAGCAGCCGUCUGACAUUAACCAGAGCAACCGGGUGGUGGCGUCGGGUCGAGGGCGUGGUCGCGGUGCACGGGGCGCUCGGGUGGCGCCGCAGAGCAGACAGAGUGCCCGAGUUGCCGAGUCUCAGCCCAGCACGGUGUCUAUCGAUGGCCUGUCGUCCUCCACCACCGAGAAACAGAUCAAGAACCUGCUCAACUCCAUCGGCCCCAUACAGAUGUUUAAGAUGAUGCCGCAGCAGAGGAAAGCCAUCGCCACGUUUGUGAAUCCUCAGCACGCUCUGAGUUUCCAGCACAGCUUCCACAGGCACAUGAUCGAUCUGUCUCACAUCGACGUGACCAUCAUCAACGGCUGAGGACGGGACCGGGACGACCGGCACGGAAGUCCGGCGCGGAGCCGAAUGAUCGAAUCUCCGAGCUCCUGGAACCGAGGACCAGAUUUUUUGCCGAAAGCUCUCAAAACACUAACCAGGUGUCGGAGGGAAAAAGACCCAAAACACUGAUAUUAUCAACACCGAGAGCAGAUUUGUGUUUUGUACUCGUGAGAAAAAUAUUCCUGAAACUGAGUGAAACCCAGCAGGAAGUCGCCGAAUAUUCUUCCUUUUCCUCUUUUUCUUUUGAUUGACUGAUCAGUAAGUGAAACGAGGGGACGCCUGUUUUUAAGCGCGGUCUGUAGCGCUGACGCUCGAUAGCGGUCGCUCCCGUCCUUUUUUUUUUUUUUUUUUUUUUAAUAUACGUGUUUAUAUAUGACACUCCUGGGCAUGUAGGUUUUCUUUCUGGAGAUCGAAAAUAAAAAAAACAGCCUGGCAGUGUAGUGUCUUUUCACCACCACUAGAGGGCAGCGUAUGAGAAGAAAAACGCGCAUCAGUGCUUCAUUUGCAGCACAAAAAUCCGGCUCCUAAUCCAAACCGUAUGAACUCGAUUCAGACUCGAUCGAUUCGCUCUUCAGCAUAUUUUAUCAGCUAGGAUUUUUAUUUUGGGUUUCCGAUCGCAGGAUUUAAAUAUUCACGUUUAUUUUAUCAGCGUAAAAUCCCUCAGCAGCGAGGUUUCCUCCACCUCCGUAUUUCUCACAUUGUCAUUCCAUGAAAUUACAUCAGGACGAAAGUUUUAAAUAUAAAUAUAUAUUUCUACAUUUGACUAAAAAAAUUAGCUGGUGUUAGCAUGUGAUUGUGAAUUGUGAUAAGCUAACAUCAUGAAAGCCAACAUUAUGUAGAAUUAGCUUUUCUGUGCUUGGUUUUCGAGACUGCGUUUUCUCUUUUUUUUUUUUUCUUAUUCCUGAGGCAGUUUUUAACGCUAGCGCUCUUCAGGUCGGGUCAUGAUUAGAUGGACGAGCCGAUUUUUUUCCGUUAGCUAUAAAGAUGAGCUACUUCCCAAGCGUUCAGCGUUCAUGUCUCCUCAGAUUCCUCGUUUUAAUGCUAAUUUCACCUCAGGUUUUUGCUUUUCCUGUGUUACGUCUCCCUGCUUUAGCUAUGCUAACUGUAACGUCCACAUUCAGUGAGUUAGAUUUGGAUACGGUCGACGUAUUCGGUGCACUCGGCUUCAUUACUGGUCACUUUUCUGGCUCUUGCUGUAUCCAAACCUUGAGGUUGUGUCCAAAGCCAAAGGAUCGUCUCGCUAGAUUUGUGCUAAUGCUAACUGACCCGUACACGCCUUGCACGUCUGGAGAUUUUUCUGAGGAAAAUGUUUUGCUUAUUUGGGUUUUUUUAGUUCUGUUGCUUCAGUGCGCUCGAUCAUCUUCCACAUUUGAAGGAUUGUUAUGCUAGCAUGGUUGACUAGCGGCCUAGCAUGUGAAAUCUACUUUUACCCCUAUUUAUUGUACCCGAUUGUACCGUUGUGAUCCGCUCCUCGCACAGCUCUCCACCUCCCUCAGGAUCUCGCUGCGAGGGAUUUGCUCGCUAGCAUUGCUAAUUGCGCCGAGGUAAUUAUAGACCGGUCUGUGUUUUCUUUCAGUGGUGAAAAGACGAUGUUUUACACGCAGUUUUGCAAACUAGCAUCCGAUCAGUAUUUUUCUGUGCGUGUUUCUCACGUGCACGUUCUCGCCGUUUCCUCAGCAUUUGCUAGCUAGCGUUCAUUGCUAACUAGCGUCCUGUUUCUCGGCCUGCUGUGGGUUUAACAGGAUGGAGGAGUUCUUCCUGUUGGAGGACUCUUCAUUCCUCCAGCGUUAAUUAUCGCUCGUUUCUCUGGUCCAGGAGUCGUGCGUGUCGGGAGCAGCCGUUAUCAGCGCUCACGCUGCGCUCACGCUGCGCUCGUGUAAAUACCACGUUUCAGGAACUCUAACAAAUCGUUUGUUUUGUUUUUGUUCUUUUUAUUUGAAUUGUUGAAUUAGUUUUGUACUGAAACACACAUCACUGGUUAAUUUCACACGCCGAGGCCGAGGGGUUUCACUUCUCUCAGGCCGAGAAGCUUUUGAAGACGUUUUAAAUAUUAAAAAAAAGGGAAAAACAACAACAAAUGAAUAAAGGAUGGGUCGUGUGUGUACGCUCGGGACGAGACGAAUAACGUGCAGGAGGUUCACUUUAAAAAGAGGGAAAAAAAUAUCUCACGUCUCUUUUUUUCAUUUCAUUUCACCAGUCCUUUGGUUCAAAAUAACAAUUUUUGCACUUUU
Silurus meridionalis is the source of this 5829-nucleotide messenger RNA. It is a transcript of the gene rbm33a, whose product is annotated as RNA binding motif protein 33a. Bases 194 to 3580 code for a protein of 1128 amino acids. Gene Ontology annotation, molecular function: RNA binding. NCBI's taxonomy places the organism in Eukaryota, Metazoa, Chordata, Actinopteri, Siluriformes, Siluridae. The transcript is spliced from 20 exons. The record is from RefSeq and is a predicted model, not a curated record.